Messenger RNA from Melanaphis sacchari, 5482 nucleotides. RefSeq lists its product as uncharacterized. Lineage: Eukaryota; Metazoa; Arthropoda; Insecta; Hemiptera; Aphididae. Gene Ontology annotation, molecular function: zinc ion binding; protein binding; ubiquitin-protein transferase activity. Gene Ontology annotation, biological process: protein ubiquitination. Bases 382 to 5235 code for a protein of 1617 amino acids. The record is from RefSeq and is a predicted model, not a curated record. Gene Ontology annotation, cellular component: cytoplasm. The transcript has 14 exons.
UGUGUGCGCGAUCGGCACAACUCAGCAUAUUUUUCGUUUUGCGCGCGCGUGUGUGUGUGCGUGUACGUCUAUGGGCGUAUGUGUGUGUGUGUGUGUGCUUGUCUUCAAAACGUCUAUUGAUCGAUGAAGCGAAGGCAAUCGUAGCCAUCGACAGCGGUCAGCGACGACAGGUGUUCGCUCGACGACGGCGAUUUCCAUCUCGUUUACUGUCCAGUGUUUGAUCGUUGUUGUAGUAUCUGUCGAUUUGCUUAUAACUCGGUAUUAGUGGACUAUCAUCCAGUGAUAGAAAACUUGUCGAAUUGCGGCAGUGAAGUAGUAUGUGGCUUAGAUGAUAGCGAAUAAUUACUACAUUCCAGGCGGUGUCUAAUUUGGAUUUGUGCGAUGUCGGUAGUAUGUCCGUUAUUGUUGAAUCUCGUUGGAUCCCGUGUUAUACGUGGUCCCAGCUGGAAAUGGAACAAGCAGGAUGGAGGAGAAGGCUUUGUAGGGACAGUCAGAAGUUUUGAGUCUCAUGAAGAAGUUGUUGUAGUCUGGGACAAUGGAAUAGCGGCCAAUUACAGAUGUUCCGGUCAAUAUGACUUGCGUGUUUACGACAGUGGUCCAACCGGACACAGUAAGCAUGAAGGAGUUGUUUGCAACGCAUGUAAACAGACACCUAUCAUUGGACAUCGUUGGAAAUGCAUGAACUGUCCUGGAAAUGAGGUUUCAAGUGAUAGUUCUGUUGAUUUGUGUUUUAUGUGUUAUCAUAGUGAUAAACAUAAUAUUCGACAUAGGUUUAUAUUGAUCCAACAGCCCAUACCAAAAGAAUUAUUAAAAGACCCUCGUAGUCUUGGUGAAAAUCCGGUUAUAUUAGAGCAAAGAAAAAAAUCUAAAAAAAUAACAUUACGUGGUAUAUUUCCUGGUUCACGAGUUGUGCGUGGUGUUGACUGGCAAUGGGAUGAUCAAGAUGGAGGAUCUGUUAACCAGAGGGGUUUGAACAAUGCUGUUUCACAAACAGUUAUUAAACGUGGUAAAGUGUGUGAAAUUCAAGACUGGUCACUUGCAACAGGUAGUGUCCGCUCAGCUGCCUAUGUCCAGUGGGAUAUUAAUGGUAAUACAGCUGGGUGCGUCAAAAACUUGUAUCGCGUUGGAUUUGAAGGAAUGUCCGACUUGAAAUGCGUAUCUCCAUCUAAAGGGUCAACAACCGUUUAUCGAGACCACCUGCCAUUGUUAGGCCAACACCAGCACCAACUGCGAAAUGACCAGCACAGGCCAGGAAUAUUAAGUUUAAAUCAUCUAAAUAACCAACUACAAUAUCAACAACUAGAAAUUGGUGAUCGGGUAAGAGUUGAUCUGGAAUUGGAUGUUGUACGAGCUAUGCAACAAGAUCAUGGUGGUUGGACAGAUGGCAUGUAUGAAGAAUGUUUGGGAGGUGGAGUUCUAGCAAAUGCUUCUAUUGGAUCAGUAGUCGGUAUUGAUGAAGAUCAUGACGUUGUUGUUUUAUAUCCGAGUGGCAACAGGUGGACAUUUAAUGCAGCUGUACUUACAAAAGUACCACCACUUAGUGAUGCAUCAGUAGCCGGCAGUUCAAAUGCAAGUUCAUCACAUGGACAGAUUAUUAGAGUAGGAUCAACUGUAAGGAUUUCUGAUGAUGUGGAAUAUGUGCGCCGAUUACAAAAAGGCCAUGGUGAAUGGGCUGAUGCCAUGUCUAUGACUUUGGGCGAAAUUGGUUAUGUGCAACAAAUAUAUGAUGACGGUGAUCUCAAGAUAGUUGUGUGCAAUACAUCUUGGACAUAUAAUCCACGAGCAGUUACCCUACUAAGUACAAAUGGAGUUGAAGCGAUUCGAGAUGAAACUCUAAAUGAUAAACGGCUUAGAUUAGCUCGUGAGAGGGACAUAAAAGGACGUGAACUGGUGACGUCAGCAGCCAAUGGUGAUGUUCAAAACUGUCGUAAAAUUUUGGAGAAAGAAAGACAAAUGAAAUUGAGUCAAAUGAAUCAAAAACCUACUGGGGAACCGACGACACCCAGUUAUGUUCUCACACCAAGACAAGCUGCAUUGUGUAGCAAUUACACACGUCCACCAACUGCUGCAGAGUUGAUAUUGACAAAUUUUGUGAGUAGUGGGCACACGUCUCUGCAAGCUGCUGCUCAAAAUGGUCAUGUCAAUGUUUGUCGUAUGUUAAUUGGAGAGUUUAACGCUGAUGUUGAAUUUCAGGAUAAAGAUGGUGAUCGUGCUAUUCAUCAUGCUGCGUUCGGCAACCAGCCACAAGUAGUGCAUUUGCUAUGUGUUGCUUUUGAUGCUGAUGUGAAUGCCCGUAAUAAACGAGGACAGACUCCUUUGCACAUUGCUGUUAACCGUGGGUAUGCUGAUGUAUGCCGUAUUCUGUUGCGUCUCAAUUGCUUACCAAACUUGCAGGACAAUGAGGGUGAUACACCACUACAUGAUGCCAUAUCCCGUAGACGAGAUGAUCUUGUAGCCAUGUUAAUGGAAGGAGGAGGAGGGAGCAUUGCCAUUAAUAAUAUACCUUCGAGUGCUGUUGCUGCUAGUGUUUUGAAUGGAUCUGAACGUCCCUUCGACCGCUUACCACCUAUGCCAGUGUCUACAAAUCGAGCUAUAACAAGUUCUGCUCUGACAAAUACUUCAAAUGCAUCAAAUACUAUAUUAACAGCCAAUGUUGCUGCCAGUGCUUGUGCAACAUUAAAUGAUGACAAUGUCGAAAAUGCCGCUGUAACUGAAAUGCAAAAAGAAAAGAGUACACCUUCAAUAAUCAGUAAUCAAGAAGAGGGUGCUGCUGGGUGCUCUACUGCCACUGCAGGUUCUUCUUUAGAAACUGCCAAAUCCAUAGAAACAAGUGAAAGUGCUGUAGCAAUCUCUGAAAGUCAAAUUACUUCUGCUACAGAACUAGGAUUUCCAGCUAUUGGUUCACCACCAGCUGAUCUCAUGGUAGUUAACACUAACGGUUUCAACCCAUUGCAACACGCAGCACUACGUGGUAAUCCAGGAGCUACCGCUAUUAUGUUGGACUGGAUCGCUACAAACGGUGGCCGCUAUUGGGUCGUGGAUGAACCCAAAGACGAUGGAUACACCGCUCUACAUUUGGCUGCUCUUAACAAUCACCACCGCGUGGCGUCGUUGCUGCUAAUUUAUGGCCGGGCUGACCCAAAUAAACAAAAUGUCAAUAAGCAGUCGGCCCUUCAUUUGGCCGUGGAACGUCAGCACGCAGAUAUUGUCAAACUACUUGUUUACCAUGGCGCUGAUCCAAACAUCCCUGACAAAGACGGUGACACGCCUAUGCAUGAGGCUUUGCGCCAUCACACGUUAUUGCAACUCAAGACAGUCGGUGCACCACCCCCGCCUGGAGUGGGUUUGGGAAACAGUCCUAGGGAUCCUAACACUAAGUUCCGGUCAGAUGGUGGAGGUGGAAUAUCGUUACGUAACCUUCUCGGCGGCAACAGAGUCGUACGUGACUAUCGAGAACUAUCAGAUGACAGUGAAAACAUGUAUUCAAUAGUCAGCCGUACCGUUACUACUCAACCAUGCCCCGUCGAACAGGCAACAGAACUAUGGGCGGCCAAGGGUCCCGCGUACUUAGAAAUGUUCGCUUCACCGGUCUCCGCGGUGCAGAGAUUGAUGGCCGAGCUACUUGGAGCGGCUGAAGAGUUUAGACGUUUACGCAUAUGUUCCAAUGGUGUAGAUUCUGAUGAGGAUACAAACAGUAAUGUUACUCCAACAGUUACCUCGCCUGUUAUGAACAACAAACCACAACCAGUCAAAAAUAAUAAAUCGAAAAAAGCGAUCAACCGUCGUCGGAUAAAGAAAUCUCCAGUGCGAACUAUACGUCAACAGACUGUCGAUGAUCAAACCGGUCCUCGAUUAGCCGGAGAGGCACGUGCCGCUGCUCUGGCAGCUGCCAUGGCUAUUUCCGGUUCCAGAAGUCGUGAUAAUGGAGGACGAUCAAUACGUGAAUCGGGAUCAAGUUCGAAUAAACAAGUAACUGGAGAAGGGAGCUCAGGAAGUAUUCAGACUGCAAUUUCUGGACCAGGUAGCCGAGAUAUUUUUGGUCGGCCUACACGUGGUCCGGUAUCCCGGUCUGCGCCUGCUUCCCCAAGCAAUGGAAACGUGAUUCCGCCACCACCAAAUGCUACCGUAGUUGUUUGUGUGCUCGCUGGUACAGGUCGCGUUGAUCUAUUUAUACGCAACAACCGAGGACAAACGCCUUUGGAUCUUUGCCCGGCCGAUCAGCCUUUGCGCUGUGCUUUGAUGAAGUGCUGUUCUGCUGCCGCUCAUGCCCGCGAAGUUCGAACUAGCGUCGGUGACUGCCCUAUGGAGGGAGCUAUUGGUUCCAGUGCUCCAACUCUCUCUAUAGAGGGACCUCCGAAAUCCCAAUUGAUGCUUCAUAACAUGCCGCCUGACUACUCGAUUAAAGCACCAUAUCACGAUGCAUACGCCCCAUUGCUGUCAAGAGAGCCUGACCCCCCUAAAGAGUGCACCAAGACAUUCGCGACUCGAAGUGACUCAGAAUUUCUUAAAUUAUCGUCAACAGUGGCAAAUCGUUUUUUGAGCAUCGGCCUUCCUCCCCCGCCGCCUGGUAUGAUGAUGUUAGAAGAUAAUACCCCAGCGGUGCUUUUGGAUGGACCUUCUACUUCCAGAGCCGCUAUGCCCCCAAGUGGCAAUUCUGGUGAAAGAGUGGAUAACAAUAUAAUAAGAGAUGUUGAGAACCAUGAAGAACCGGAACUAGAUUUCAUGGAUGACGACAGCAUUUUAAGCGUCACUAGUAGUGAUAAUGGAACUAUAGUGAUUGAGAAUAGUAGUAAUAAUAACAGAGAACCUGCUCCACGCAAUGAAUUGGACAUUGCCACCGGUGAAAGCAACAAUGAAAGCCAACCUUCCACUUCACGUGGUCUAUCGGUUAUAAAUAAUACUUUGUCCCGGUCUCGUGACAAGAGAACUAACGAAUUAGAACAAAAGCAGAUUGACAUUGCGAACGCGCAAGUACAGGAGGAACAGCAAAAUUCUCCCAUGAAUGUGGCAAUGGCAAGCCCUUCUAGAGACGAGCCAGGACUAGUGGAAAAGCUCAUGCAGCAGUUGAGUGAUCUCAAAGAAAUGAAUAUGUGCCCUGUGUGCUUGGAUAGAUUGAAAAAUAUGGUGUUUAUGUGUGGACAUGGAACUUGUCAGCUGUGUGGUGAUCGCAUGUCCCCUGGUCAACCAUGUCCUAUUUGCCGUAAACCAGUUGCACACAAGAUAUUAUUAUACUAGACUCUGACAAAAGAAUCAACAAAAAUGAUAUGAAUUUGGAUCUUCUAGACAUACUACCAUUUAUUUUAAAUUUAUAUUAUACUUUCACUAGAUAAGAUAAGAUUUUGGAGAUAUCAUAUCUAGUGUAUUCUAUUAAUUUAUAAUUAAUCUUUCAGUUUUUUAUUUUAUUAUUAAAUUUAUCUCAUCAUUAAAUCAUUAUUUACGUGUUACCGUAAACUUAAUAUACACUUUGAUUUCUCCAAAUAAU